Molecule: messenger RNA, 1168 nt
Organism: Cicer arietinum (chickpea)
Lineage: Eukaryota; Viridiplantae; Streptophyta; Magnoliopsida; Fabales; Fabaceae
Biological process (GO): lipid metabolic process
Source: RefSeq, a predicted model, not a curated record
AGCUUCCCUCCUAGAUUAAAACACGUCAUCAUAAUCAAGAGUAAGGAAUACAAUGGAACAGCCCACACUGAAUAACUUCUGAAUCUCCAUGAAAAUUGAAGCAGAUAUUGAAUGUUAAGUAAAGUUAAGAAAGAAAGAAACCAACCAUUCAUUAGCAUCCCAACCUACACGCCACUCAAAGUCAUAGAAAGGAAAGGAAUAACUACCCUCUUCUCUUCUUUCAUUUUCCUCAUUCUUUCUAAUCACAAAAACAAAAGUUUGUUAUAAGAAGCAUGGGAGGGAGAAUUGGACUGUUGUUUCUUGUGGUAGUAGGUGUUGUUUUGGCUUGUGAUGCAAGAGGACUGGCAAACCCUUAUAGAUGGAGCAUUAUUGCUGCAAACUCUGCCUCUUCUGAACUAGGCAGAAUACCAGAUGUGUGUGCACUUUGUGAGGAAUAUACUUCCAAGGCACUUGAUUAUCUAAAUGAAAACAAGACGCAGAAUGAGAUCAUUGAUAUUCUUCAUAAUACUUGUCACCAGCUUCACACUUUCGAGAAGAAGUGCAUCAAUUUGGUGGACUAUUAUGUGCCUCUUUUUUUCUUAGAAGCAACCUCAGUUCAGCCCGGAGAUUUCUGCAAUAAGGUCAACCUUUGUCAGACCAUUGCUGAUCUUUCCUUACAAGUUCAAGAAAAUAGCUGUGAGUUUUGUGAAGAUACUGUUUCAGCACUUUUGGCUAAGAUAAAAGAUCCUGACACAGAGCUUGAGAUAAUUGAGACACUACUGAAGGUGUGCAAUUCAGUGGACAAGUUUGCUAGCAAGUGCAAGAGGGUGGUUUUAGAGUAUGGUCCUUUGGUUUUUGAAAAUGCAGAGAAAUUCCUAGAGAAGACGGAUAUAUGCACUGCAUUACAUGCUUGCAAGGAAUCAACAGUACAUUCCAAAUCCUUACUUUCUGAACUCUUAAGUCUUUAUCAUGGACACACUUCAAGUAGAAUGUUACACUUGCUGAAGAUUGCUCUAUAUUGAGUGAAAAAUAGAGUGAUUCAUAUUUGACACACUACUAAUGUAAUGUAUUUUAUACUUUUAUCUUUGAUGUAUUGGCACAUCAUAAAAAAUGUUGAUUCCUAUAAGAAGUGCUUGUAAUAGUUAACUUUGUUUUAAUACAUUAUUCAAGUUUUACCCAAUUGCAAUUA